Messenger RNA from Megalobrama amblycephala (Wuchang bream), 2389 nucleotides. RefSeq names its product odorant receptor 131-2-like. The coding region runs from base 105 to 1076 and encodes 323 amino acids. NCBI's taxonomy places the organism in Eukaryota, Metazoa, Chordata, Actinopteri, Cypriniformes, Xenocyprididae. The record is from RefSeq and is a predicted model, not a curated record. The transcript has a single exon. Gene Ontology annotation, molecular function: G protein-coupled receptor activity. Gene Ontology annotation, biological process: G protein-coupled receptor signaling pathway. Gene Ontology annotation, cellular component: membrane.
CACAAAGAAAGGAGAGAUCGGAGGUUCUGAGUUUAUCACAACCUCCACCUUCUGACUUACUUUUUUUUUUUUUUUUUUUUUCCUGUCUUAUUUUUGCUAUCAUUAUGAACUUAACAGUUAACAAUUUGAGCGAUACAUCUAGUUUAAAAGCAUUAAGUGAGAAGCCUUUGAUUGUGCAGGUAGUGGUGGGGAUUCUCAUGUAUGUGAACGGACUGAUGAUUUUCACCUUUCUGAAGAAGGAAACCUUCAGGGACACACGCUACAUUCUGUUUGCUCAGACUCUUUUUGUAGACUCUGCUCUUAUGCUGUUGGCUUAUAUAACACUUAUGUGGAUAUUUUUCCAGUACCCCCUGCAAAUUAUUCCUUGCUGUAUUAUCUGCACAAUUAUGAGUUGGCUCUCUCUUUGUUCACCCAUAACUCUUGUAGCAAUGUGUUUGGAGCGCUAUGUGGCGAUAUGUUUGCCUUUAAGACAUGCCAGCAUCUCCACCCCCAAAAACACUUUCAUUGGGCUUCUCAUCAUAUGGAGUGUCAGUUUUGUUCUCCCACUGUUUAUUCUUAUAGUCUAUUUUGCUUAUCUUCCUCCAGGUGACAUGUUCUCAUAUGUUAUAUGUAGUGGGGAGAUCAUGUUACAGGUCAAAUGGCUGGCGGACAUGAGGGCGGCGACACUACAGCUCUUAUUCAUUAUGAUGUUGUGUUUUAUUGUCUCCACCUACAUCAAGAUUAUGAUCGCUGCCAGGUCAGCCUCCUCUGAGAACAAGAAGUCAACAAAUAAGGGUCUAAAAACUGUUCUUCUCCAUGGCAUUCAGCUGCUUCUGUGUAUGGCGCAGCUUAUAACCCCUUAUAUAGAAAUGUAUUUUUGGAAAUUAGAUGUCAUGCUAUUUUUGCAUGUAAGGUACUCAAAUUUCAUUUUGUUUGUGAUCUUGCCUCGUUGUCUGAGUCCCUUAGUUUAUGGAUUACGAGACAAAAAGUUUUAUAAUGCUCUUAGAUAUUAUGCCUUUUGUGGCAUUUGUAAUCAGCAAAAAAUACGAGAUGGUAAAACCUUGAAAGAUGUACUAAGCAUUCCCAUACACAAUUAAACCUCACACAAUAUUGUUUCAUUAAAAUAAACAGCACCAAUGUUUAGCAUUCAUUUUAAUCAUAUAAAAUAACUUGUUUAUAAAUGUACUUUGGCUUGCAGCGGGUAUGCUGAUGACAAAAUAUACUUGAUGUUUAUUAUUUAUAUAUUUAUUUAAAAACAUUUAAUUAAUUAAUAUAAUUAUAAUGUUAAUGUUUAAAUAUUUAACUUUGUAAUAUUUAAUAAUUUAACUCUAAAUAAACCUGUCAAAUAUAGCAAUAUAUAUAUAUAUUGAUGAACAAGCCUUGGAAAAUUGACAUCUUCCCUAUUUAUUCAAAUUGUAUUAUUAAAAAUGUGUUAAUUUUGUAAGCAUAUUGCAUAGUUAUGAUUGGAGUCAAUUGUUUUAUUUGUCAUAAUGGAAUGAAGCAUGACAAAUUAUGCACACAUAAUUUUUUGUGUGUGUAUAAUUUUGGACAACUAAGUUAUUUUAUUUAUUAAAUCUGUACCAAUGAAUAUCUUCCAAUUCCAUCUGUUCAGAAUGAAAAACCAUUUUAACAUUUUAACAGACCUGGAAUUAUUAUGAAAAAGAUAAUAUAAGAUCUAGACUGUGUUUUUGGUGUUCUACCACAAGGCUUUAAAAUAAUAAUAUAUUCAGGUAACUUAUAAACUGCCUUUCCUAAUUCCUGUUCCUAUUGAAUAUGAUGUUGUAUAUGCACGUUUAAUGUGUGCAUUACUAUUAAUAAUAUAACUAAAAGAGGGGGGAAAAUGGCUCUAAAGUGACCCCAAAGUAGAUUACACAACACAACAGCUCACCAGCAUCAGUAGGUUAGUGUCAUAUCUGCUCCUGCAGUAUCUCUUACUCACCACAAGAUGUCACUGCCCACCGUCUAUCUAAAUAUUCUAAACGUUUCUGAGCUCUUCUACGCCAUUAGUGUUGCCCGAUUGGGUGGUUUUGAAUUAACAUACACUCACACUGAAAAAAUAUUUCAGGCUAAACUUAAGUUUUAUGUAAUUGAAUUACAUACAAAUUUUCCAUCCAUUUGGAUUACAUAUUUUUUACAUAAAUAAACUAAUAAACUUAAUGUGAUUCAUAUUUUUAAGUCAUAUGUAAAUGAAAUAGGUAAGAUUUAUCUAAUAGUAUGCAGAAAAAUGCCCGGGCUAUAUAACACUGCUUAGUGUUCAUGUGUUUGCGCACUACUGAGUUAUAGUACCAUUGAAGCAGUGUCAGAGUUAAUGAGAUAAUUAAGUGAUUAAUUGAGUGAUGAUUGACAAUUAUUGAAGACACCUGAUGAUAACAAGCAGAAUCACUGAAGGGGAAAAUCACAAUUUUUAAGU